AUGCAUCAGGAAGCAGAAACCCAUGCUCUGAUCUGUGGAGCAAAGCUUACGUAUUCCUGGCAAUGGAAAUUCCGUAGAUGGAAGAAUAAAAGCAACAUGCAGAGAACGAGGCAGACUUUGAUUAACACAGAAGAAAGUAACAGCACAGAUCAGAUUGGGACCAUGGCUGAGCUGUCAUCUGCACAAUCUCCCUUUGCCAAUGUUUCCCAGUUAGUAAUAGAUGUUAUUGUACUAUCAAAGGACACUAACUGCACCAUUGAAGAUGGUUUCCUUGCAUUGAGUCUGCCUAUCUUCUACAACAUUAUUUGUGUCGCUGGGCUCCUUGGUAACUUACUGGCCAUCUGGGUGUUUUUCUUCAACCAAAGGAAGUCAACGUCUAUUUCUGUUUACAUGAAGCAUCUGGCUGUGGCUGACCUCCUGUUGUUACUUUGCCUUCCAUUCAGGAUUGCUUACCAUAUUGGACAGUACAAGUGGAUGGCUAGGUUCUACUUCUGUAAGAUCAUUGGGGCAUUUUUCUACAUCAACAUGUAUGCCAGUAUUGUAUUCUUAGGAUUGAUCAGCCUGGAUCGCUAUUUAAAGAUCACAAAACCUGUCCUCAAGUUUCGGAUCCACACUGUGAAAUGGAGCUCAGGCAUAUCCAAGGCUAUGUGGCUCACUAUCAUCUUAUUCAUGCUGCCCUUUGUUGUGGUGAGCAGCUUAAACUCAAAUGAAACAAAAUGCUUCCACUACAAGAACCAGAGUGUGAUCACGGGUGCAAUGAACCUAAUAGCUAUCAUGUUUGUUUUUAUCCUGUCCUUGUUAUUCCUGGUGUCCUAUGCCAAGAUUGCAGUCAAACUCUACAACAUCUCCAAAGGGAAGAAAAAGCAGCCGAUCAGCAAAGUGAGCACCACAGCCAUCAUAAAGACCUUCAUUGUCCUCGCAAUCUUCAUCGUGUGCUUCAUACCUUAUCACAUUGUCCGAGUUCCUUAUGUCCUCUCACAGAUGGAGAUCAUUUCCAGCUGUCAUUCUAAGCAGUUUCUGCAUAAGGCCAAUGAACUUGUUCUGUGCCUUUCUGCCCUAAACAGCUGUCUUGACCCAAUCAUCUAUUUCUUCCUAUCCAACUCUUUUCGCAAGAUUAUUAUUUACACCAUUAAAGGAAGGUUCAGCAAAACCUUUCCCAAAGCAAAUGGAACCAGGAGCAGUUUCAAAUCCAUUACGGAUAUCUGAGAUUCAGAGCUGCCGAUACUAAGUUAAGCGGAUAGAAGCUGAAUGCAUGGCCAUUUGGCAAGCACCAUCGCAGUGAUCGUUUGAAUCCAAGGUGA
Molecule: messenger RNA, 1301 nt
Organism: Stegostoma tigrinum
Lineage: Eukaryota; Metazoa; Chordata; Chondrichthyes; Orectolobiformes; Stegostomatidae
Product: probable G-protein coupled receptor 34
Exons: 2
Coding region: 1-1206 (401 amino acids)
Biological process (GO): G protein-coupled receptor signaling pathway
Cellular component (GO): membrane
Molecular function (GO): G protein-coupled purinergic nucleotide receptor activity
Source: RefSeq, a predicted model, not a curated record